Amoebophrya sp. A120 is the source of this 640-nucleotide messenger RNA. NCBI's taxonomy places the organism in Eukaryota, Dinophyceae, Syndiniales, Amoebophryaceae. The record is from the annotation of a GenBank genome assembly.
GCGCAAGUGGUAAUAGCGGCGCUGGCAGUGGAGCAGGUGCAGGCUCCUCUUCUGGCACUGUUGCCGUUCCGCCGGAAGAUCUACGCAUGGCAAAAGCAUCGUACUCAUAUUAGUACAAAUCGCGCGACAUUAAAUUUUCCCAGCAUGGGAAAUGGAAUUUCUUGUAUAUGUCUAUUCACCUUAAGAAGAGACUUGUGCUGCGUGACUGCAUAGUUGCAGUCAGGUCACUGCAAUUCGUACGAGUGCGAUACUUUUGCAGUGCAUAAGAUCACUGUAGUGGCGCGCAGUCAUCUACAAGUAGCGUUGGCGCGGCGCAUGGAUCGGAAGCUGCCAGUAGCUAUCCAUUGCAAAUAUGUCUGGGUCUGGAAAAGUGGAAGUUGUGUUGCAUGCUGAAAAACCUGUAUUGCACAGCCAGCACGACAGGCGCCACUCUUUCGUCAUGCAGAACGGCAGCUUGUGUUUGUGAUGCGUGCUACCUACGCAUCAGACGGCGUCAAGUAAACUUGUCAUGCUUCGCUGCACGACUGGAGAGUGCCAGAUUUACCCAUACUUUAGCAUCACAAGUUUCCAGACCCAGACAUCUUUGCAUUUCAUAGUAGCUCUGGGACGACGACAAACUCGCGGUCAUAUGACAUUCGGC